Molecule: messenger RNA, 7660 nt
Organism: Lytechinus variegatus (green sea urchin)
Lineage: Eukaryota; Metazoa; Echinodermata; Echinoidea; Temnopleuroida; Toxopneustidae
Exons: 37
Coding region: 81-6119 (2012 amino acids)
Molecular function (GO): protein binding
Source: RefSeq, a predicted model, not a curated record
CCGGUCGUCGGUCACUCACACCACAUCAAAUUGCUUAGAUAUCCAGAUCGAAUUCCCCGAAAGGGAGUUGAAUUCUGGCCAUGGCAUUGCUGGAUUCUAAAUUCCAGCCUUGGCUAAAUGUUAGGGAACAACUCGAGCACAUUUUAAGAACUACAGAUCCAGAAGAACACUGCGUUAUGGUUCCCUAUGGACUCCAGCUGGCCCAAACCUUUCAUCAUCGUCAUGUGAUCAGAUGUAUGACGUUCUAUCAUUGCACCAAUAGUAACAUAUAUGUAACUCAAGUAGACACUGGUGUCAUCAAUGAAGUCUACUUUUGGUGUGUCAGCACUUUGCCUGAUGAGGAGGUCAAAUGUCAAAGAAUCAAGAUAAACACUCUCAUGUCCAGGAUUAUAUUUGUACCACAACAUAGGGUAUUUGUUGGUUAUUCCCCUGAUGUGACUCUGCAUGUAUUUAGUGAUCUCAAUAAUAAUUGCAUGGAACUCACUCAAUCACACUGCUCAGAAACUAUACUAUGUAUGGUAUAUAAUGAAGACAUGGAUGAACUUGUGACUGGUGGCCGAGGAUUUUUACAAGCUUGGAAGAUGACCCAUGUGGAGAUCCGUGACCCUCUUGUUCGAGGUCGGCCAAUCGAAAGCGAGAUUACAGAAGAUGACUGGGUUAGAGAUGUUCGGGUUGAUCGCAAACGUCAUCAAUUAUUUGCUCUUUGUGAUGAGGGUAUUCACAUCAUCAAUUACAUCACAAACAAAGAGGUUUACUGCAUCAAGAAUUGGCAUGCAUCUGCUCUUACUUGUUUUGUUUUCUACCGCAAGCUUGAGUACUGCAUCACAGCAUCUAUGGAUGGGGCAAUUAAGGUCUGGAACGCUGUGGUGUUUAAGGAAGUCCAUCAAUUCAUCGGCCACUAUGCUAGUGUUACUGGUCUUGUUAUUCAUCCUGCCGAUCCUCUCCUUAUAUCAAGUUCUAAAGAUGGAACAUUACGGAUCUGGAGGCUAGAUACCUUUGAAUUGACUCAUAGGUUAAAUGUAGGGGAGAAAGUAUUAGGAAUGAAACUGGCAAACUCCAAUCAACUUUACUAUUACACAUUACAUGAUAUUAAAGUGUGGAAUUUCAAUUUGUUCCAUCAUCUAUUCACACCAGUAAGGUCAUGCGUUCACAAACUGGCUAGGAUUACCAGUCCUUCUUCACCAUCUAGAAUACUAUGUGCAGCUGAGGAUGGUGGUGUACGAUUGAUAUCGGCUGUAUCAGGGACAGAGCUUACCAUCAUAUAUCCUAUGCCAUCUUACCAGGUGCUGACUGAUAUCGUCUAUGACCCCAAGAAUUCUCUGAUCUUCACUGUUCUUGAGAUGGGUGAUGUGUUAAUCUUUGAUAGUUCUACCAAUCCAUGUCAGGCUAAAGAACUUCUGGUACCCAUGAUGCCUGAGGAAUCGGUUAUAAGUCUAGCCUUAGUCAAAUUGGAUUGUGCUAAUGGCUGUGAGGAAACUCCUACUAGUGAUUACCUCAUCUUUGCUGGUCUAGCUAGCGGUCAGAUCUCACUGAUAGAAUGUCAAUCUCACUCUAUGAAGUACCCACUGAAAGCUCAUGGAGGGGGUGUCCUAGCACUAGAAUGUUCCCAUGGAGUCUAUGGACCAGAGGUGGAUAACUAUAUAGCCAGUGCAGACAGGCUUAUUUCAUGUGGUUCAGACAAGCUUGUCAAGAUCUGGGAGAUAGGAAUAGGUAACACUCUUCAAGCUAUCAAGCUCUCUUGUCUUAAAGUGAUAGCAUGCACCACUUCUCCUUCCCAUUUAUCAAUGCUAGGCAAUAUAUUGUGCACUGUCUUACCAACAUAUGUAGUGAAUAUGUAUGAAUUAUCAUGUGACAACGAUGGUGAAAGCUUUUCAUCACUGAACAUACCAACAUCACAGCUACCCCAGUACAUCUCUGCCAAUAAGAUUCCUGGGAUCAGACCGCUUAAACAUCUUAAAGAUCAUGAUCACACUAAACAGAUUACUGCAUUGUGCAGUUGUCCAUCUUUAGGUUUGUUUGCUACAACCAGCGAUGAUGGGGCUCUCAAGAUUUGGGAUGUAACCAAUACCUUGGUGCGUGAAUUAUGGUUUGAUGAUACACUGCGAAGUGUUUGCUUUGCCAAUGCUAGGGGAGAUCUUUUGGUAGGGUUUCAAAAUCACAUAAGUCAUGUAAGUAUAUCUUCAUACCUUCCUUUAUCUUUCAUGGAGCUGCUGGUUGAGAGAGAGUUUGAAGAUGAAAGAGUAGAAGAACCUUUCCAGUUUAAUCCUGAUCUUCCUCUAUGGUUCAACUUGAAAACUAUUCUAACUUUUCCCACUGAUCUUUUGAUGAGGCAACAUGUAAGAAAGAAGCUACCUCAGCUUAGAAAACAAAUCUUAGGGGAGGCUGCAUCUCAGAUAGAGGAGAAGGGGAAGGCUAAAGAGGAUGCCCAAAGUAGUAUUGAGAUACUAGUAGAUGCAGAAAGUAUUUUCAAAGUUAUAGAAGAGAGUGCCAUCCAGCUGGCAGAGAAAAGGGUGUCAGUAGAAAGGAAAAAGACGGAGCCUACGCAACCAAAGAAAAUCAAGUCAAGACAGAUUGAUGGAUCAUUAAGUUUCCAUGGCAACGGUGACCAGGCUCCUCCCAUAUCAAUAUCAGAUGAAUCCAGCAAGAUUGGUAAAUCUUUGAAGCAGGCCAAGAUGGAUGUCCCACAACAGACAAUCAAAGAUGACAAAAUAAAGGCAAAAGAAUCGAAGGUGGAUCAUGAUGUUGCCAUGGAGAUAAGUGAAGAAAAGGACAUGGAGGAAGGAGAAAAGAUUGAAGAGAUAUCAUCAAAGGGAGAACCAACAGAUGAAAUGGUUGAUGAGAUGAUGGAAGGGUUGGUGGAAGAACCUAAGAUCAAGCUACCCAUUGCUCCUGAUGGUUACAUACCAAACUCUGUUAUUAGGCAGAUAGUGCAGCCUCCUCCACCCCCUCCCCCUCUAUCCCCAUCAAAGGAAUGGAAGAUCAAAGAUGUCCCUGAAGGCCGUGUACACUUUGUUGAAGGCGAUCAGUCUGAUGUAGAAUAUGAGGACCAUGAACCUUUUACAUGGGCUUCUUCAGAGGAGAGCAGUAGACAUGAGGUCACCCCGGUGACUUCUCCUAGCCCUCCUACUGAGCAAGCCCUCUAUCAACCAUUCAAACCAGGAAUACGUACAGAUGCUGAGACAGAAGAAACCACAGGAGCUAGCAAAGAUAAAAGGAGGCUGAGCCUAAAGGUGGUCGGGAAGCUGGUCUUGAGCCACCCUGGGUUUAGUGAAGAUAGAGGAAAAACAGUGUCGGCCAAGAAGACCAAGCGGAUAGGAAGAGGUAUCAACAAGGAAGCAGGAUCUCUCAAAAAAUAUAAAAGGCGUGGUACAUUGGCAGGUAUCAGUCAAGAUGAAGAAGAGUUUGAGGAAGCGGAGGAGGAUGAAUGUGAGAAAGAUCCGGUAGAUUUACUCCUUCAGAAGAUCAAUGAUUACUACUGGUAUCCUAAGGGACUCAAGAUGGACGUAUACACCACGGUCAAAACACUCUUAACCCUGUUGGAAGAAUCAUCCAGUGACCACUACCAGACUAUAUGUGAUUUACUUCUUGAGCUGAAUGGUCUUGUGAACUUUGGAGGACCAUUGUUGGAUUCUCUUGUGAGGAGAUACGUACGAGACCUGAAAAGCUCCAACAAUGAUAGACGUAGGAGUGCCAUCCAUACUCUGAGAGGCCUUGGAGAUAAAAGACCAGCAGUUAUACUGGGUAUCCUCAAUGCUAUGGCUGAUAAUGAGAGUUCCAUACAGAAAGAAGCAGCAGAGGCUCUAGCUAAUCUAGCUGGGAUCUCAAGUAAGAAUGCGAUGGAGGAUUAUCUGGCAAAUAUAGGUAUCAUGCAACUGCAAACAAUGGAUCCAUUAGAUGACCUUGCUAGGCGAUUCCGACGCGAGGCCAGACAAGGAGAGACCAGACUACAUACCGCUGCUACACAUCUCCUAGAACGCAGACAGUCUUCACAAUCUCACUUUCCUUCAUCUUAUAGUCCAGAGAGGGUUGAGGAUUGGCUACGGACCUACCUUGGCGACAAAGAUCUUUAUCAGUACAAGCCAAAAGGUUUAAAGAUUCAAGCACCUAUCCACAAGAAAAAGCGCAGAAUGUCACUCACACACAGAGUGCACAGGCCCACAGCAACUGGGGAGAUAAUAGCCUUGGCAGAAGAAGAAUUAAGUGAUGAAGCUUUGAGUGGUUACGAAAGUGAAGAAGGAGAUGAGGAGGAGGAGGAGGAGAAAGAUGAAGAAAAAGAUGAAAGUAUAGAAGAUGAAUGGGAGGAGAAGCUUGUAGAGAUGGAGAGCUUUGCAAGACAUCCUGAAGAAGAGCUUCUAUCAAAACCUGUGAAACUGAACAAACACCAAGCCAUGAUGAAAGCUAAAGAGAUGGCUGCUGAGAGGGAGAAAGCAAUCAUGGAGAAAAAAGCUAAAGAAAAGAUGAGGAAACAUAUGGAGGAGUAUGAAGAAGCCAUGAAGAAGAAACGCCAAAAGCUAAAGCAUCUACUACCUUAUCAUGCGCAGUACUACAAAUAUUACUCUAAACCACAGAAUGUGGGUGGGAAAGUGUACCAGGGAGCAAGACGAGAUAUCAAAGCAAUACUGAAGUCUCAAUCUUCUGUUCAGAGGACUGAAACAACCACAAGCAUUGUGGCAGAAAGAUCCAGCCAUGAUUCACGAAUAUCUGUAGGGGUACAAGAGGAGGCGUCAUAUCAAUCUGUGGUAUCUGAAACAGAACAAACCUCUUUUCAAACAAACCUUCGACAAAUGGUGCAUCUUCCAAUAGAGGAAGAAGAAGAGGAGGUCACCACUCCAGAACAAUCUCUCAGAUCUCAAUCUCUCAGAAAGCCAGUCAUUCAGCCAAUUUCAAGAGAAAAGAGCAAGAAAGAAAUUGAGAAAAGGAGCUUUGGGAAAGGGAUUCAUUUUUACAAGGACAGGAGGCGAUUGGAGGAUGAUGAGAUGAUCGCCAAGGGUUGGGGUACGCCAUUUCGACCCAGGUUCAACACCCCUGUGGAACCCACAGGAGACUCUGGUCUUGGAGAAAGCUUGUUGACUGGUACAGGGACAGGUACUAGUGAUACAUUCAGUGAAUCUGUAAUUGGUACAAAAACUGGUGGCAGCGGUGGGAUUAAAUCAAGACAAGAUGAGAGUAGCAGACCAAAGUCAAACCUCACCAUGGCUAAUGUUAGAAGACAUGAACUCCUUAGUGCACACAAAGAUGACAGAGACUCACAGAUUGUGCCAAAAGAAAAUUGGCGGGACUUCUUUCACCUUCCGAUGAUCAAAGACAAGCGAAGGCACCAUGACUUACUUCAAGAGCUCCAAAGGGGCAAUAGAAGAGUUUAUGAGAAAAUACCUACGAAACCAACAAACAUCAAGUAUGUUCCUUCAGGAGUCCCUCUAACUCCAGGCAUUAGUAACCAAAGGGUACUGCAUGACAUCACAGUGGGGUCAAAGGGCAAAGGUCAAGGCAUUGGAGGACGAGGAGAUAUCCUUGAGGGUCCAUCCUUGGGAAAGCGAGGCAUCACAGGGUAUGGUGCGCUGCAGAUGACCUGGUCUAAUAUGGUUCCACAAUACUCUGCCCAACAAAGACAAGAAGGUCAUUGUGUUACCAUGGGAACCAGGAAACAUGACUUGUCUCUCGGUGCAUCUGAGAGGAAGAGAGAGGAAUGGAAGAAAUAUGAUGUUGACACGAAGAUAUGGCUUAGAACACAAAUGCUAUAUCCAUCUCUUUUUGCUCUGCAGGAGAUAGAUUUCAUUAAGAGAAGGCUCAGCGAACCUCAUCCUAACAAGAAGGGAAAUCUAUUUCAAUGGGAAACACCUUUGCCUAUGGUGUCUUUCGAACCAACAGAAAAGGAAACUGAGAAGCCAAAGAGACCAUGUCGCCUUUGUGAUCAGGAGGACCGUCAUAAAUUUGGUCCUAGCCUUCCAUCAAUCAUCCAAUCGGAGAACGGGGAAGACGUUCCUAUCGUCCCUCGGAACUCUAUAGCAUCAACCUGUGACCCAUGGACUCUACCAAGGAUUAAAAUUCACAAGAAACAUGCAAUGGAUGGUGUAAUGACUGGACAACAACCCCUCAAAGAAAUAUCUACAGAAUCUUAGCAGACAUACCUUGACAUGGCUUCUUAAAACCUUGAUGCUUCAAUGCUUCAUCUUGUAUUUGUGAACUAAGCUUUGAUUAGGAGUAUGAAGUCAAGGCAAUAGACUUGCAGCUGAUCAUAGAAUAAUGCUGAAAGCUAUUUCAGCUGGACAUUUAUUCCUAAGAAUUUAUUUGUGUGUCUGAAUAACAACAGAUGUAUCAUUACCAUUACCUAAAUUAAUUAUUGAUGGUUGAAGAUUAUUGGAGGGGUGAUCUUUUGAUUCCAACUGAACCAAUCAUAUUUCAGAAAGUAUUCACAUGAUUGAAACUUGUUAAUUCACGACUUCAAAGUUCCCUGAUUUGAUUGAUUGCCAAUUAUGAAAUUCAAAUUUCUAGAAUGAUAUAAACAUCUAAUAAAAAAAUGAAAUAAAAUGGAGAGUGUAGUAGGCAGUAGCAACAAAAAUUACACAUUGAUAUACAUGUAUCAUGAAAGUGUGAAAGUCUCAAUUUCUUUGUGUUCCAAGCUGCUGCCAUUCUACAGGAUCUUUAAGGUGCCAUCAAAAUGACAAGUUGGCGAAAAAUGUCAUCAUGCCCUGUCGGCCUUAAAAGAUGAAUGUCAACUUAGUAUAUGUAUAUUUCUGAAUGAAAGUGAAAGUCUGGUGAAACUUGCAUGGGUCUUGACAGUGAAAUAGGGAUUUUAACUCAACAUUGCCAUUCCUUGAGGCCUAACAGGCUAAAAAUAACUUGAUUACCUCAUUUUUAACAUGUGAACUUCAAAAGUCCAAAGAAAAAAUUAGCCCAUGAACCUACAUUAUUUUUCAUUUUUUUAAUGUAGGUACCAAAGUUUGAUGAUGAUUGCAUGGAUUUCAUUUCAACUGUGGAACAUCAACAUGGCAAAACAAAAUAUUUCCCCAUCUUGAUGCCACUUUAAAUCUUCCAUACAUGAAAUAAAUUUAAUUGGUGCUUGGUCAUGAAUAUGAUAGACAUCCUAAAUUAUACAUUAUAUUGGUGCAAUCAAGUGCUACUGUUUAGUUAAUUUGGCUCAUGUUUGUUACAUACCGGUGUUAAUAUAUUGUGGAUUUGCUGGUACCCAACUUUACAAUAGAGUAUGAAAGUGUGAUGUCAUCAUAUUUUUAUUUCUAUUUUAAUGCAUUUAUGCUUUUUUAUGACUAUAUUUUAUUAGCACUGUGUGAAAUACAUAUUUUGGUAGUGCAUUAUUAAAUCUCACACCGAAUAUGAUUGAAUAGGUUCUCUGUGGCCAAUGGUAAGGACACAUGAAUAUCUUAUCUCCAUUGAAAUCAGUGUAAAUAGGUAGUCUUUGGGACCAUUAACCAAAUCCCAUCAACUUUGGGCUGUGAUAUUUUUCAUCAUUCUACAUCGAGACAUGUUAUCCUAAUACAUUGAAAUGUGAUGUUGCUACUCUUGUACUCAAUUGACAAAUUGCAAAGGGAAGAAAAACUUAUAGUUUUAUAGUACAGUUACGGGAUGUUUAUUUUGUUUCACAAUAUGGUACAUUUACCUUCAGUGCUUGUUCAAAAUAUCAAUAAAAGAGCUUAAAAAGGCA